GGUUGAUCUGGAUUACAUCAACAGUCACACCCUCCUGACUUUAUGAACAUAGCAGAACAGGUGUUUGUAAUUCAUUAGCUAAACUGAGCUCAGCACAGACAGAAAUUACACCGAGGCUGCUUCUCAACGUGUUUCUUGUCUGUUUCAGUUGCAGCAAGCUGGCCUAGUGCUCCCAAGGGAUCUUCAUUGGCACAAUGACUAGCCGUUCCCGAGACUUCACCAGGCUCAGUAGCCGGUCCCUGACUUCUCCAGGAGCAUCCUAUAAUGUGAGGAGAGGGCGAUCCUGUUCUCCUUCCUCAAGGUAUGGGGCCUGCUGCAGCCCCACCAUGGGGGAACCUGCCAGAAGGAACUUCAGUUCUUCGAGCUUGACUGGGUAUGGCCACCAUGCUUACCCCAAAGUUACCGUCAACCAGCGGCUCUUGACACCGCUACACCUGGAAAUUGAUCCCGCCUUCCAGGCAAUCAGGAACAAGGAGAAAGAGGAGAUCAAGACACUCAAUAACCAAUUUGCCUCCUUAAUUGGCAAGGUCCAGAAUCUGGAGCAGCACAACCAAGUCUUGCUCACCAGGUGGAACUUUUUGAGAGAACAAGACAACUCCCUUUCUGAUUUGGACAUCAAACUCCUCUAUGACCAGUAUAUGAACAGACUACGGCUCGAGAUCCGCUCUAUUGAUAAUGAAAAGGAACAGCUUGAUGCAGAACUUGAUGAAGUGUUGGAUGCCAUGGAUAAUGUUCGGAAUAGCUAUGAGGAAGAAAUAAACAAGCGGACUGGGAUGGAAUUCACCUUCACGGCUCUGAAAAAGGAUCUGGACAAUGGCUUCUUACACAAAACUGAACUGGAAGCAAAACUGAGUGGACUUCAGGCUUGGGUUGAGUUAAUGAAAAACAUCCAGGAACAGGAACUUGAAGAAGUGAUGUCACAGGUUAAGGAUGUUUCAGUUGUGCUGGGGAUCGACAACAACAGAUACAACCCUGAUCCACACAGGAUUGUGGAGGAUGUGAGAGCUCAGUAUGAAGCCCUGGCUAUCAGGAGCUGGGAAGAAUUAGAAGCGCUCACCAGAAGCAAGCUGAAUGAAAGAGAGGUGCUUUCAGUUAAGUAUGGGGACCAUCUUCUUCAUGACCGGAGAGCAAUUGCAGAGUUAAACAUACAGAUCCAGAAAAUGAGGUCUUGCAUUUUGUCCUUAAAAAGUCAGUGUCUGCGUCUGGAGGACAACAUCAAAGAUGUUGGCUUGCAAGGAGAAACUGCCCUCAAUGAUGCUAAAGCAAAACUGGCCAAACUGGAGGAAGCCCUUCAUAAUGCUAAGCAGGACUUGGCUCAGCUGGUUAAACAAUAUCAAGAGCUGAUGAACAUCAAACUGGCCUUGGACAUUGAGAUUCUCACCUAUAGGAAGCUGAUGGAAGGUGAAGAGAUCAGCAUGGAGUCCCCAUCACCUGCAGUUAUUAGCAGAAUCUAUUCCACUCCAAAGCUCUCUUCACCAAAUUUCAGCAGCACACCCAGCCCAUAUUCAACAGACAAGAUGAGCCACAGUAGAAGCAGUUUGGAAAGUGGACUUUCCAGAUGUCAGAGUGGUGGAACUGGGGUGGUUUCAGGAGGUGAUUUGUCUAGAAGCCAUAGCAGUAGAAGUGUGGGUACUGCAGAUGGUAGCCUUUCUAGAAGCCAUAGCAGUAUGAGUAGCAGUGUCUCAGAGGCAUUUAGAAGUGCCAGCCACAGAGAUACCCUGGAGAGUCGUUCUUCCAGAAGCACUAGCAAUAAAAGUGGAAAUUUUGCAGAUAUUGAAGAUACCAUAGAGAGCAGAGUUUCUAGAAGUCACAGCCAUGGGAGUGGUAGUUACAAAACUCAUAGCAACAAGAGUGGGGAUAAUCUAGAAGACAGACUUUCUGUAAGCCCAAAUAGUGGAAAUAGAGGCAUCUCAGAGAGUUGUCUUUCUAGAAGCCAAAGCAACAGAAGUGGAGGUCUGACUGACAGUGUAUUUACCAGAACCAACAGUGGUACAAGUGAUGGUGCACAAGAGAGCAACUAUUCAAGGAGCCAAAGCCACAGAAGUGUAGGAUGUUCACCCUCCAGUUUUUCCAAAAGCCCAAGUGGAGAAAGUAAUAUUGUUCCUGGAACUACCCAUACUAGAGACUUCAGCUCUGAAAGCAGCAAUGUUCCACAGGGCAAUGCUUCUAGGAGCCAAAGCAACAGAGGCAAGGACAAAUCAGACAACAGUCUUUCUAGAAUUCACAGUGGUGGAAGUGAGGCUAUCUCAGAGGGAAGUUUUUUUGGAAGCAAUAGCGGUAGCAGUACAUCCUAUGUAGAAGGUGGUCUUUCUAGAAGCCAGAGUGAUGAAAAUGACAUUCGUGGCAGUGAAGAUUAUGCUGAGCCUACUGUUUCCAGAUCCAGAAGUACUGAAGAUGGUGGAGUCCCAGUGGGUAGUAUUUCUAGAAAUCAAUCUGGGAUAAGCAGGGACAUGUCUACAGAGGGACAUCUUUCUAGAAGCCAGAGUGAUAAAAAUGAGUCUCAUGCCAAUCAUAGAAGUGGAUCAUAUACUGAUUCUGUUGUUUCCCAAACCAGAAGUGCCGAAGAUGGUGGGGUUCCAGUGGGUGGCAUUUCUAGAAGUAAAAGGUCAGUAGAAGGCAGCCUUUCUAGAUGUCAGAAAGAAGAAAAUAAAUUUUGUGGCACUGAGACUGUUGUUUCCAGAGUCAGUAGUAUUGAAGGUGUUUCUAGAAGUCAUAGCAUUGAAAGUAGGGGAGCCUCACAAGGGAGCAGUUUUAGGACACCUAGUAUCAGAAGUGUAGACCUAACAGACAGUGUUUUUAUGAGAACUUCAAGCAGUGCUGAGCAAGAGGUUCAAAAGGAACCAAGAUCAAAAAUUCGCAGUGUGGCAAGUGAAAGUAGUGAGAGUAGCUUUUCUAGAAGUCAAAGCAACAAAAGCAGAAACUUUGCAGAAAGUGUUUUAGCUAGAGCUCACAGUGGUACAAGUGAAGAUCGCCUUUCUAAAAGCCCAAAUGAUGACAGUCAUGACUUCAUAGAAGCUACAUCUCCUAGAAGUCAUAGUCAUGGAAGUGGAGGAUUUGCAGAAUCAUCUGUUUCUACAACUCCUAGGGAGGAAAGCAGAAGAGUCUCAGAAAGUGCCAUGUCCAGAAGUCCCAGGGCUGGAAGUAAAGACAUCUCAGAAGACAGUCUUUCCAGAAGCCAAAGUAGCAGAAGUGGAGGAUUUGUAAGAGGCAAUAGCAAUAAAAGCAAAGAAAGUGAUAGCAAUGUAAGCGGGAGAUAUGUAGAUGAAAAAAGUCAUAGAGAGGCAGAUGUUCUAGAGUCUUGUCUUUCCAGAAGUAGAGGUAUAUCAGCAGGUCACUUUUCUAGGACUCAGAGUGAUGAGAGUGAAGGCCCUGUGGAAACAUCUACUCCCAUUUCCCUCCACAAAAGAAAUGAAGGCACUAUGGAACAUAGCCUUUCUAGAAGCCACAGUGGAGACAGCGAGAGCUUUAAAGCCACUGGGGUCUCUAGAAGUGCCAGUGAAAUAAGCAGAGUUGCUUCAGAGGUUAGUCCUUCUAGAAGCAGUAGCAAGGAUAAUGAAAGUUCUCCAGGGGGCCCACUUUCUAGAAACUACAGCUAUAGAUGCGCAGCUGAAUCACACCCUUGUAUGUCUAGAACAGAAAGUGAUAUGUCUGAAGCUGUUCCCGAAGGUAGCUUUUGCAGAAGCUAUAGCUCAGGAAGUGAAAAGCCAUCAGAAACUGGAAGCCAGAGUAGUGAGAGGGGAACUAUUUCGGAUGCUGGUCUCUCAACAAGCUACAGCAGCAGCAGUGGAGGGGCUUCCAUGAACAAUCCCUAUGUAAGCUACAGUGGAGAACCAGAGGGAAGUUGUCAAUUUGAGGAUGUCUCACAUUUGCACAUUGCUACGGAUGAAGAUGUUUUGCAUAGUGGUGAAACUGGAGAUCUAGUGGAGAGAAGCCAGAGUGGUGAGGCAGCAACUCCAAAGCCUGUCUGCAUGGUUUAUGAAUUUUCUUCAGAUGAGGAUCACCAUCCUCCAUCUGGUGAACUAUGCUACUAUGUUGAGACCAGCUCCAUUGAGUAGAGUGUCCCAUGUACACAUCAAUGAGAUCAAAAUAACUUCUUAUAGAAUUCCCUCUCCAUCCAUAGGAUCAUAGACCAUAGAUAGGUGUCCACAUUCAACCUUCUAUUAGCAAGGUUAACAGUUGGAAGCAGGACUUUUUGCAGACUUGAAUAUGGCAAUGGAACCUUCUUUGUCAUGAUUUGUGGGAUCAAGCACAGAGGAUAACUUCAGUCCUUCUGAUAGUAUACUCUAUAGUAGUGAAUACUAAUAGUAUAACUAUUGGUAUGUUACAGGGAUUAAUUGCAAGAAAACAUAAGCUAACAGCAUAGUCUUUUGACCAGUAUUAUAAAAAGGAUAUUUUUCUUUUUAUCCAGCCUUUUAAUAUGCAGAUAAUUCAAGGCUUUCUUCUUAGGGAAAGCAAGUGGUGUGAUCCUCUAUAAAGGAUUAUUUUUGUGGUAUGAGUUAAUAGGUGUAUCAUUUUGCCUGUCUACCUGAAUUAAGAAAACUGAUGGUGUUGUGUAUACUUUUUUCCUAGAAUAUUAUAGCCAUAGGUGAAAGGUGUUAUUACUUUCAAAGGCUGAUGAGUCCAACAUUCAGGAUCUAAGACUUAG
Molecule: messenger RNA, 4645 nt
Organism: Anolis sagrei ordinatus
Lineage: Eukaryota; Metazoa; Chordata; Lepidosauria; Squamata; Anolidae
Product: keratin, type II cytoskeletal 80-like
Biological process (GO): keratinization; intermediate filament organization
Cellular component (GO): keratin filament
Molecular function (GO): structural constituent of skin epidermis
Source: RefSeq, a predicted model, not a curated record